UAGUCUGCCAAUGUCUGCCUAUAAUCCAAAAUGGCUGCAGAUGACGUUUAUAUCAACGGACAGCUUUUGAAGAGGAAUCUCAUGUUCAGGUUUCUGAUCGCUUUGUGAGGGAGGAAUAAGUGGAAACUACUCAGCCGGUGGACGCUGUUGCUGCAUGUUGUGUUUUAAUUAAUCAUGGUUUUGGAUGCCCACAACCCACCAUGACAGUGAAGCUUGGGUUUGAUUCAGCAGCAGGCUCACUCAGGGCUAGACAACUCUCUUGUACACCUUUAGCUUUUACCUUUUACAUUUCGUGUGUUUCCAGAGGAAGGGGUGAUAAGGAGACUUCACUUUGCACAGACAACACUCUCGUGAAUAUCCAGCCUUGGGAGGCCUCUAUAUACUAAUUACCACAGUCAACAUGAAUUCUAAGGAUCCUCAUUUGUUCCCCACCCAGUGCCUGCCUUCUCCCCUUCCCCCAUCUCCAUCUUGUGAGUUUAUUUGACUAUGAUGGGUCAUCCGUCACAAAGCUCCACGGAGCAACAUAAAAUUCAAGCCAGCCAAUCACAGUCCUUGGAAGUGACUGCCGCACCUAUCAGUCCUGCUGAAUUUCAUAUUAAGUCUGAGUUUCAACCUCCAAGUAUGUUGGAUAAAGGCGUGAACAAAGCGUUAAAUUUCGUUCCGUAUUCAACCGACAACCCCAGCCAUGCUGGAUCAUUCCAGAAUCCCAAUCUGCAGAAGUGUCACCCUGGAUUUGAAAGUAACGAGAUACUCAGUAUGCCGCCCCGAACAGGAGAGGAAGGGGAGGUGUUUGACGAUUCUAGGUAUGGAUGGUUUCGAGGACCCCCGUUGAUAAAAACAGAACGACCUCGGCUAUGGAGUGGUGAAGCUGAUGACAACACGUUAGUAGAGACAAUAUCUGAGUCAAGUUCCAGCAACAUUGACAGUGGUAGCAGUCGAGAACAGUCCCCCUUCACUGGAUCAGAAGAUGUUCCUAGACUUCAGUACCAAGGGAGCUCGGAGCAGGAGGAUUUCGGAAUAAGGAGGGUUGGGGAGACUUCUCAAAAAUGUGAGGAGGGAGAUUUUCAUUCAGAGAGUGAACGUCAGAGCUAUCAACAUGGAAAAUUCAAGAAAAUGCUCCAUCAACGAUAUGUGAUGAGUCUUCAGUCAGACUCUUCAUCCUUAGAGCAGAGCUUAAAGGAAGGGCCAGUGUACUUCUAUCCUCCAGAACUAGAGGAUAUGAAGGGCAGGGGUCCGGAUUUGGGGCAGGGAGGAGUAUGGGUGUCUUGUGAAUCAGUGUCAGAGUCGGAACGUGAUCUCAAGAGGACCAGUGAUGUUCGGUCGGACACACCAGAUGAUGUCUUCAUGGAACCUACCCCUUCUGUUACUUCUCACAAACGUUCAAAACCUCCCUCCUUGCAGCAAAAUGAACCUCUAGACCUUUCAAAGAGCACAAGUCCUAAUUUGUCGCCAGGGCUAGGAUCACCCUCUAUUGGGUCUCCAGCAUUAGGGUCCCCUUCCUUAGCAGCCAAACAGUUCUCCCCUGUCACUUUCCGGUCAACACAUCGCCUGCCAUACUCACCCCACGGUCUUAUCUCUCCACAAUCACCUCUGUGUUCAGUGCCUGAAGGUGGGCGUAUCUUCAACUUCAGCAUGCCAAGUCCAUUUGAAGGUCCUCACUCGGACUCUGAUCUUCUGUCCCCUAGUCCCAUGUCACCGAGAUUCUUCACAUUCCCUCCUCAUGCGUCAAUGUUGAGUCCACUAGCGGAGGUGAAUCGCUUGGCUGUCUCUCCUCGAGCUCUGUACCCAUCAUCGCCUCUCAGUUCUCCAACUACCCAUCCAAGCAAUAUGGGCCUGUCAAGCAGGAACAUACUAAAGGCUUUUUAUGAGAAACGUUCCCUAUCAGAGUCUGAUGUGACAUACCUCUGUCCGGUUUGUGGACAGGUGUUUCCAUCCUAUGAUAAUCUUGCUAAACACAUGGCCAAGCAUCUACCAACUGAGACAGUACGUGCAGCUGACAAUAACAAAAUACAUUACUGUAAAGUGUGCAAUCGGUCCUUCCGUAGUGACAUGCUCACUCGCCACAUGCGGCUCCAUACGGGACUUAAGCCUUAUGAGUGUACAGAUUGUGGCCAGGUGUUUAGCCGUAGUGACCACCUGAACACUCACAAACGAACACACACUGGUGAGAAACCAUACCGCUGUCCGCAGUGUCCCUACGCAGCUUGUCGGCGAGACAUGAUCACGCGACACAUGCGUACCCACAACAAGAGAUCAUCACGCAAAGGAGGACGCUUUCUGGCUGUGCCUGAAUUGGAGACUAAUGAAGUACGUAAGAGCUCAGUUUCAAGCACAGAUACAACAGACUCAACACGAACCUGUUCAGUGUCCAGCGUUGAUAGUUUGGAAUCGGACACAAGCCAUCGUAAAUACGCAAGUCCGGAAGGAGCUCAGGCUGACAAGGAUGUGACACAGACGUUGCAGUGGGCGUGCGGGAGAAAGGAAGCACCAGACUUUGAAGAAAUUGACCAGAAUACACUGUCUGUGCCUACAGAAUCAUCUUUCGAUCCUUUCAUGGGUUACCGAAAAGCCCGGAACUGGUCGUCUACGAGUUACGAAAGUAUAGACUCGGAAGACUCUAGGAGAGAUUCUGUUGCUGAUGAUCCAUUUUUAGAGCCUGAACGCCCAGCCACAACGUCACGCAGUGGUGGUCAAGGAAGCCCCCUUAUUGAUACAGUUAGUCUACAGAAGUGUACUAUAAGCUCCGAUAGUCCUAGUGUAAAUAUGUAGCUAGGUGCAAUCUAUCCCCUCUAAUUCAAAUGGAAUUGUCUGCAACAAAUGGUGACGUGAUCAUUUGAAUAUUUUAGGGGCCAAAGUGUUAGACUAGUUCUGUUACCUAGCAUUCCCACAUGGGCUCUUUUGGCCUGUUUUGGAUUUUGUCCUAAAAUCAAAAUUUACUUGUUAUUGUUUGUGUCCGCUACGCAUGUGGAAUCUGUUUGUGAUCAUUUGAUGUAUAUGCCAUUGGUUAAGGGUAUAUUUUUCACAUUAUAGUCUUAUUUGGUGCAUAUUGCGUAGUUGGUACGUUGUAUACAUGGUAACAUUUGCUGAUGUGUUUUUUUGUUGAGUAACAUGAAGUUUGUGAAUACCUGUGAUUAAAUUAAUUCUUCAACUUAAAUGUGAAAUAUUUUUCCAAACAUGUUUAUGCUGAGUUUGUUGUCUGUAUUCAGUAUCAUGGCCACAAUUUCCAAUAUUUGAAAAUUCCUAAAUUGAAAACACUUUUCCCUGUUUGGGAGUAAAGACAUGAAUAUGGAAAAUACUUCUGUGGAUAUUUAUAUCGGUUUGCAGACGAUCAUGUUCUUUUUAUUUGUUCCGAAACUUUCUAUAAAGGGAGAGCUGUAGGUUCACUUGAAUUUAAGAAAAAUGUCACUUUUAACAAAUCCCAAUUUUGAACUUCAUGACAAUUUUUUACCCACUAUGUCUUCCAGAGACUCGUGAUAGAAUCGUUGACAAUCGUUGCUUGGACAAUAUUUGUAAUCAUUAUUAUAAUAUUUGAAUUCAUUGAUUAAUUCAGUCACAGGUAAACACAAAUUUCAAAGUAAACAUUUGUUUUCACUUUGUUGAAUAUGUACUGUUUUGAUUGUCAGCAAUGUCUGUUUGUUAUCUCCCCUUUGUUAUCAGGAUUUGAAACAUGUAUUUGAAAACAGGUUUCUGAACACCAUCUUUUGUAUGUUGGUGAAAGAUUUACAUGUCUAAAGGAAUACAGCAAACAGCAUUCACAUCACUCACUGUAACCAAAGUUAUUUCAGGUAUAUCUCACAGCAGACUGUCUAGAGCUGACGGACAUUUUGAACCAAUUGCCAAGAAUAAUUCUACACAUUGUUGUCAAAUCUGAUGGACAAAUGCACUCAAAUUUCAUACCUUGCAAAAGUGUCAAGAUGGGUAUAUUGGUCUGCUAUUUAAUGACCAUCAACAGUGUUUCCCAAUGUCAGUGUACUAUUGAUGUGUCUAAUGUGAACAGAUUUAAUAGAAAACAGGUAUUGUCGGUUCCGGAUGAGGUCCGCCCCAAAGCUCAAGCUUCCAAAUCAGUAUCUACAAGAUACACCUUGAGAAAGGAUAUGAUAAGUCUGGACAAUGUCAUUUUUUACAAUAGAUUCCUAAUUAAUUCUGACUGUUUUCAUCCAGAAAUUGAUAGCAGUCACAUGGAAAUAAAAUCUGCAGCCAAGGGGAGAUAACUCUAAACUGACACUUUUUCUCUCUGGAUACCUUGUGCAGUAUUAAUGGGUAACCACCCAGGUCUGUGUGUGUUUGCUUCAAUCAUGUUAAUUUUCUCAAUUCUUGUUUGAAAGCAUAAAACAUGGAAAUCUGAUCGUUUUCGACUGUCCUAAUGGACAUAUUGUAUUGAAACAACCACAAUUAUUUAUUAUCAUAUAUAAGACAGUAAGGGGACUAAGAGGCAAACUCUGCCGCUUGUUUAGCUCAUUUCUCUCUUCAUGUAGGUUUAAAUAUGAGUGAAGUUGAACAGUUUCUAUAUAUUUGAAAUUUUUGAUUUGACAAUCAGAUUCUGUGACUUAUUACUUAAGUACAAUGUCUGAAUCACAUUUUUCAGUUUUUCACUCCUUGAUCCUUCUGGUAAAAAGCGACAUAAAUUCCAGCUCACCCACCUUAUUAUUACAGUUACAAAUGUACCAUUUUAAGGUGUGAACUUCUGGUACACAUAUCUGAUGCUACUUGAGGACCAAGGGGCGGUGGGGUAGCCUAGUGGUUAAAGCGUUUGCUUGCCAUGCCAAGGACCCGGGUUCG
Molecule: messenger RNA, 4779 nt
Organism: Haliotis rubra (blacklip abalone)
Lineage: Eukaryota; Metazoa; Mollusca; Gastropoda; Lepetellida; Haliotidae
Biological process (GO): regulation of transcription by RNA polymerase II
Molecular function (GO): RNA polymerase II cis-regulatory region sequence-specific DNA binding; DNA-binding transcription factor activity
Source: RefSeq, a predicted model, not a curated record